AUGCCGCUUUCCACCGCGGCAUCAUUCAAGAGUAAUCGAGUGUAAGUUUUUUUUUUCCGAAUUUUCAAAAAUUAUUCCCAAAGUAAAUUUUCUCUCAAGUUUUUUUUUUCUUUCGAAAAAUCUUUCAUGUUCACAAUAUACACACACACAAAACAUUCUAUCCUAUCCAAAACGAUCAUUUUCGGCGCAUUCCUAUAUUUUUCUCACACAACUAUCACAUUUCAUUCAUUCUACACUCAUUUUUCCAUGAAAAAAUCCAACCAAUAUAAAAUAAAAAAAGAAAUGUGGCAAGAGAAAAACAUUUCGACGAACCGGAAAUUUGAAGCCUGCCAGAGUGUGAAUAAUUUUUAUCUUCUUCUUCUGCGUUUUGUGUCCUUUUACUGGGUUGAACUUUGACACGAUGAAAAAGAAAAACAGACAUGAAGAGUUUAAAGGAAGACACUGAAAAUCGAAGCAGGUCGAUCAGUUUUUUUAGUCGGAAUCAAACUAGUACAAAACUUUUGAACUUAGGGUGCCUAUUUUAAUAAGACUCGAAAAAAAAUAUUUUUUCGAAACUGCUCAAUUUGGAAAUUCAAAAAUUUUCAAGACUAACAUACACAUUUUUUCAGGACCGCUGAAGAUGGAGAGGAAGAUUGUGAUUCAGUGCCACUUCCAAUUCAAACAUUUCUUUGGCGACAAACAAAGUAAGUCAACUCACAAGCAAAACAUAAAGAAAACAACAACAACAAAAUAAGGGUCAUAAAACUUUUAUGAGAUGAUUUUUUGCAGCCCAUUCCUUGGAGCGAAAAUCGGAAAACUACACGAGGCUUCAUGUGUUGUAAGUUUUUUCUAGAUACUUUUCAUGUUCCGAAAAUAAAUACGGAAAAAAGAGGAUUAGUACCUGCCUAAAUUGUAGUAGAAAAGCCCAAUUUGUUUUCCCACACACAAAGACUCAUCAAAUCUUUCCCUUGGGGGGCAUUUUGCAAAUCAAUGUUUUUCUGUGUUUCGUUGUUCUUUUUUAGUAGUCUGGUGAAAGGAGGAAGAAUUUAUGGGAAUUGAAGAAAAAACUGGAAAAAAACAAUGAUUUGUGUAUGGAAAUGAGAAAAAAACGGCUAUUCGAAUGGGGCCUUCUUAAAUUUUUUCAAAAAUCAAAGUCUUGCAGACAUUCGAACGUGUAGUCGUACAAAAUAUCCUCCACGGUUUAUCACCGUCUCUGAGUGAUGCACUUGCAAGUGUCUCCCGUUGGAAAUUAAUUCGAGCUGCUCUUCCACAUGUUAUUCAAUGUUGUGGAAGUCUUCUUUCCGCAACUCAAGGCGAGAAAAAACUUCCACCAUCCCUACAAAAAAUCCUUUACAUUCUACACUGGAUGUUGAUUGAUUCAGCAUCAGAAUGUGCCGAGAGUUCGAGUACAACUCAAAAAGAAGAAUUUCGAAAUCAACAGGGAUUAUUCAAUAUAUCAACUAUUCAAUUAUUUAUUUAUCUAAUUGCUCCGCUGGCGGAUAUAAUAACUGAAGAAGAAAUAACUGAUAGUAUUCGACUUGAGAGCGGACUUAAAAUAUGGCAGGCAAUAUGGCAGGUUUGUACUUUUCUCAUCUAUUUUUUUCCAAAAUAAAAAAAAUACACAAAAAAGUUUUGCAUAAAUAACAAAUUGAGUUUCGUGCUUUCUUGGAGUAUGAAAAAAAAGAAAAAUAGAAGAAGUUGUUGUUUACCUUUUGACUAAAGUAAUUUCUCGUAGAUUUUCCGACAACUUCAGCAUAAAAAACAACAACAAAAACAAAGAUUAGAAUAACUAUAGAACAAGUAAAUUUUGUUGCAGUUCCGACAACCGGAUGUGUGGUGUUUUUCGGCGCCAGUCAAACAGCGUCGCGACGAACUUCCGAUGAUCACAUUCGUCAAAAGACAAAAUCCGCAGGCGGCUGUUGGACAAACAAAUCAGGGAAUAUAUUUAGGAGAGGAUGAGAAACCUCGAAGACCUUCGAUAAUGGUGCCACCACCAAAACCACCAAGAACAGAUGCGAAUGUAUUGAAUGAUAAAAAACGAAAAGAGGAAGAGGAAAAAAGAAAACAGACUAAAGAUCAUGUUGAAAUUGAGAUUGAUUCAACUGAAAGACCUGGUGAUCUAUUGAUUGAUGUGACACCACCAACAACUUCGAAGAGUUUUGAUAGAAAUAGUUCAAUUGUUCGUAGUGUUAGUGAAUACAAAACAACUAGUUUCAUACAACAACGACCUUACAUUUCGAAAAGUCAAACAUCCGAUGCUUUUGAUAUCAGUCCAAGUACGUUUUAUCAGUAAAAAAUAAAAAAUAAAUACAUUUCAGCCUCUGAAACAUCAGCAAAAAUGAUCCAAGAAGUUGAAGAAGUUAAAUUUGUUGAUAACGAGAAUUGUUCACUUUCUGGUGUAUUUUAUUGUGCUGAUCAAGCGCCUCUUGUCAAUCUUUCUGAUAUUUGCAGUGGUUUUUCUUUUGAACCAUCAACAGAUGUUCUUCCCUCAAAGACAUGCCUUAAUUGUGGAUCUGUCUAUAAUAUUGGUAGCUGUCCAACUUGUGCAAAACACCUAUUUUUAUCCGAUGCUCCACCAGUCGUUUUAACGAGAGCAUCAACAACUGAAGAAACUGGAAGUUCGUGUAGUCAACAAACAAUGAUUCCAUCGGCUCAACCAACUGUGAUACCAAGUUUAGAAAAAUCGACUAUUUUGAAAAACAAUACACUUGAACCGAAACCGCCAAGUCUUCACAAAAGUCAGAGUUCAGAAGAAGAACAAGAAGAAUCUCAAUCAACAAAUCCAACAGUUGCAUCAUAUCUUGAUGUUGCUGUAAUUCGAGCACUUCUAAUAACUCAUUGGCACGAACAAGGUGUUCAUUGGGCUUUGAGAUAUUUGUUGAAUAGAUUGGAAGAAAUUCAAAUAUAUGUGAUGAUUCGAGAUGGACCAAGACAACGAAGUAAUUCAUUACCAGGUGGAGAGAGAAGACCAUCUGUUUUGGCUGAACAGUUUCCAAAUCCAACAUGGGAUGAUUUGAAAUUAGAUGAUAAAGAUGAUGGAAAAAGUCUCCAUGUUGCAUUUAACGAUACAGCUGGAAGAAGAAAAUCGUCAGAUAAUUGUAGAUUGGAUGCACCAAAACCAUCAUCAAGAAGAGGAAGUUUGAAUACUUUGACUAGAAAUCGCUCGAAUCCAUCACUAAAUAAUUCAAUUGAAGUAUUAUCAAUUCGAGAAGAUAUUGAUGAUAAUGUUUCAAAUGUUUCAUCAAAAUCAAUUGAAAAAGAGAAUACAAAAUUGAAUGCGGUGUAUUUUCCUGAAGCACUUGGAAGCACAAAUUUUAUCGAGAAAGAUGGAAAAAUGUCUGCAACUGUUAUAGUUCAAACUGUUAAUCAAGUUAUGGAUCGUUGUACUGGAGUUCGUCAAUGUGAAUUAGCAUUGAAUAUUGCCGAUGUUCUUCUUCGAACACCUCUUGAACAAACAGAAACAUUUUUUGUGCAAUUGAAUAUUAUGGUAUUCAAGUAAGUGUUUUUCUUUGAGUAAUUGAAAAAUGAUUGAUUUUUUUCAGAAUCUACCUAUGCUUAGGAUGUCCACAUGGAUGCAACGAAGGUGUAAAAAGUCAACACGGUGACUUUCUCCGCGCUAAAGCAAAAUCAAUUCUCGCUCACUUGGAAAGAGUUCAACCCGAAAAGUUCAAGACGAUUCUGAAUGACUAUGUAGAAACAUACGGAACUCAACAAGUUAUCGAUCUUCUUCAUUCAAUAACCGCAUUCUGUAGAUCAGAAAUAUCACAAUCUGAAAAUCGAAGGUGUUCGGAAAGUCGACUUCCGAGUUAUCGAAAUCGAUUCAAUGAAAAGGAAAAAGGAAUAGAAGGAAGUAUCAUAAAUGCAACAUACAAAACACUAAUAUCCAAAAUUUCAAUGAUGACAGCUGAAUUGACACUUCCAGAAAAUAUGGUAACCAUUUUCAAAAAAAUUAUUUAACAUCAAGAAAUGAUUAUUUCAGAGUCUUCAACAAGAUGUUCGAAUGUUGGUCAAUUUUGUUCAAGAACAUCAUGGAAAUCCAUUCAGACGAGUUGGAUUGUCAGCAUUGAUUGAUGCAAUAAGUAAACCAGUUGUCGAGUUAGUUUCUUUUUCUACUUUUUUCUUCAAAACUUCUAUCAAGUGUGUGUGAUUUUCUAUUCGGUAGCUUCUAGCUAUUUCUUGUAAAACUUUAUAGUAUUUCAUCUUCUCCUAUUUCUUCUACACCUAUCGCUUCUUCUUCUUCUUCGUCAUACAAAAUCAAAAAACCAGCAGUGAGAUCACAAUCAUCAAAAAAUCCCAAAAGAGUACGAUUGAGGAUUCCUCAUAUUGCUUCAUUCAAUGAGUAAACACAAAUGCAACUUUUUUUUUCCACGCAACUAUCAACUUUUCUGUUCGCAUGAUUUCAGUUCCAAUACCCCAACCUCAAAAAAAAUUCCAUCGGAAAACUUUCAUUUUUCAGAGAACCUCGAAAAGACGAAAGCAAAAUCAGUCCAAAAUCUGGAAGUGGAACAGAUCAAGCAUCAUUGAGACGUGGAUUAUUCAAGAAAAAGGAUAGAAGUGGCGGAACAACAAAUGAUGAAUCAGAAGGUGAUAGUUCACCAUCAACACCAAGAACAGUUUCAUCAAUGGAUGGAGAUGGAGUGUCAAACAGUGCAUAUAACAAGAAAAGAAGUGCACCAAAAUUACAUUUCGCUUUCAAUAUUUUGAAAAAUGUUCGGCCUGAUAAUAUGGAUGAAGAAAAUUCAGACAGUGAGUUCAACGAGGAAGGUCAAGAUGAACCAAGUACAUCAGCUAAAAAACAAGUAUCCAAAAAAUCUCCAAGAACGAGGCUUCCAGUUGACUGUGAGUUGCUAGAACAAUUUUUGUUUUAAAAAUAAAUCCAACUAUUUUUUUCAGCAAAAGGCGGUAUUCGACUUUGGGGUGCCUAUAUUCCUCCACCAAUGUUUGUAGAUAUCAAGAAAAUCUUUGAUGGUGCAAAACGAUUUGCAUUUCUUUUGGAAACUGCUAAACCUGGAACAUUUCCUGAUGCUCCUUUAAUCGCUGCUCUUUUACAUUUGAAAUCUCCGGUUUUAGCGAGAGCUGCACUCUUAUUAGAAUGUUGUAAUUUUGUAUCUCGAUGCAAUCGCGGUCAAUGGCCAGAAUGGAUUCGAUCAUCACAUCAUCGAACAUUUAGUUUAGGAGGACCAUUAGCUAAUCGAGGAACACCAUCAGCAACUCGACGAAUGCACAGUCUACAAAGAAUGGCUGGCAGGUUCUUCUAUCAAUGGGCUGUUCAAAUAGGUGAACAAUUGGCGAAAAUGAUUGAACAAAGCGAGAAGAAAACUAGAAAAACAAUUUUAAUGGAAGAUACAAUGGAAGACUUUUUUGAUGAUGGAUUAGUUAAUGAUUCAUCUGGUGAAAAAUGCCCAAUCGCAGUUCAAUUUAUUGCUAUUAUGUUACUUCAAGAAAUCACAGCGUUUCUUCGAGAAACGUUCAAAACUAUUCCACGAUCAAAAAAUUCAAAACCACCAAUGGGGAAUUCUGGUUGGGAUAAAUUAUUAUCACAUCGAAGAUGGAGUAUACUUUCGAAUACUUUCAACGCACAACAAACAGGAUCAGUCAAUAGUAUUACUGAUAUUAAUUCAUCAAUUCAUCGUGAGUUAUUUUCCAGAGUAAACUUUCUCAAAUGAAAAACUGAAACUAUUUUUGAAAUAUUUCAGUAAAUGACAAAGAAAGAAGGAUAAGUUUAUCGGCAGCCGAAGAAGAUUCGCCACGUGGUUCAAAAGAUGCAAUUGAUGAAAUAAAUGCUGUGGACAAAAAAGGUAUUCUAAUUUUCUUAUUAACAUUUUUCAAAUAACCUUGGUCCAGUCUGCCAUGUCCCUUAUCUGCUUUUUUACAACAUAAUAUAUAUCUCAAAGUUUAGAAAAGUAACGUAACCCAGCCCAGUCCAUUCCAUUCCAGCUUCAGGUGCAACUCCCUCACUUCCAUCUCCUUUGCCUCCAUCUGGUGCUGCAGCUCGUGCGCCUUCUCUUUCCGCCCGAUUAUUUUCACGUCAAUCGACGCAUGAUGAAUCGGGCGGUUCGGCGCACGGUUCAACAAAAUCGACAACAUACGUCCCUGAUCCAGGUCUAGAUUCAUAUGUAUAUGUAAUAAUCACACUAUCUCACACUUCUGCACGUCAAUCUUAUAUGUUCUUUCUCUCUUUCUAUAUUAUUUUCUAUGUUUGUUUGUGUGUUAAUGUGACUGACUUCUAUAUGAGUUCUAAUUUUCCCCUAUCCAAAUACGUGUUUAGCAUCACGUCAUAGCACACAUUUCAGUUUUCUUACACAUACAAACACAAGCACUUCGAAGUGUUGAUAUUUUUUCGAAAAAAUUUGAAAUAUUUUCAGGUCGUCGAAUUGCAACUGGUCGACAACGUUUACUAAAACGUGGAACACCAAUGGCACCCGGAAGUCAACCAUCUCUUGAAUCAAGUCACAAACGAAAAUCGAUUAGGAAUCGUAAACCUUCGAAACAAAAUCAUGAAGCACAGCAAACAACAGAAGAUGAAAAAUCAGAUGGAAGUGAGUUUCUUUUUUAAAUCUCUCAGAUCUUCCGGUCAGCUGCCUAGAUCCUUCGAAUAUUUAAAUAAAAAUAAAUUUCGCGUGUAAAGGUACUAGCCUGGCAUCGCUGUCACCAAUUAUUCAACGAGUUCGCGCACAAAGUAUGCGCUCAUCAAAUUUGCUCGUUAUGUUUCAACAUGCUAUUCCGGAAAUUGGGACGUUCCUUGAAGAGGGUAAAACCUUAACCCAAAGUGUACCGUUAACCCUAAUAAUCCCCCUUAUUUUAUUACCAUUAUAAUUGUGAUAACUCAAUCCUAAUAUAAACCUACUGAUAUUAAAAAAAAGAAUGAAAUGCAAAUGAUAUGUUUUCAGCUGGAUCAACAAUUCCCCAUCCACAACAAUUAGCUGCUCGAGAAUCAUUGAAACCAACAGAUGAUGGAUUACAAAGUCCUGUGGAACCUAUUCAUCCAGUCGUAGUUCCACAAUCAAAUCCGGGAAGUUCACAUAGUCAACAGCAACAUACUGGAAUGAUGACAAAAGUAUCGAUGGACGACGAAGAACAACAAAUGUUGACAAAUCUACCGUGGAUAAAAGUUCUGAUAAAAUUUACCAAUUCUCUUGAUCUAAACUGUCAACAUGAUGGAUUUUGUACUCAAAGAUGUUUUCAACGUGUACAUCGACAAUGUUAUCGACUUAUCGAAGGAUUAUCGACACUUUAUGGUUCACCGAAAAAUGGAAAAACAAGAGUUGAUCGAAGAAAGAUGUUAGCCGAAAAUUGGCAAUCAAAACAACAAGCAUUGCGUCGAGUAAGUGUAUAUUUAAAGUCUUGGCUAUGAAAAUCUUUAGCAAACCGAGUCAAAACCAUCUGUUCCGGUAAGUCUCACAAUAUCAUACAUAUUACCUAGAAAUGUCACUUAUUGUAAAAAUGUUUCCUGAUCCUAUAACAUCCACUUCUAAUAUAUACAUAUCGUAUUUGAUCACGAGUGCUUUUGAAAAUAGUAUGCAGACUAUUGAUUUGAAAUCUUGACUUUUUCAGAGUAUUCAUACCCGACAAUCUGCUGCAGUUCCACGACGAGAAAGUGCAAUGGUUGGACAACCAGAAUUUGCGAGCAAAGCAAUAAAAGCUCUUCUUAUGGAAAAAAUGAUGCAGGAAAAAGAAAAGGAAAAAGAAAAAGAGAAGGAAGAGAAGGAUGCACUCAAAAAACAAUCAGUGGAAGCGGAUAGACAUUCAGAAGAUACAGAAGAAGAUGAACAAAUCCCAGAGAAAAACAAACAAAUGUUACAGUAUCUACGAUCUUUAGUUCUAAAAUUGGUGCACACUCCGAUGUCAGCGGUUUUGAAAUCGUGCCUUUUAUUGAAUAUUGAACAACAUAAACAGAUGAUCGAAAUUUCAUGGAAAUUAUUGAUUCAUGAAGAUCCACACGUUGUUGCAAGUGCCGCUUCGAUGUUUAUUGUUGCAAGUGUUCGAAGAUCCGAAGAUGCAUUGAGUAUCAUGAAAGCUGCUUUCGAAUCAGAAAUUGCAACAGUUCGAACAAGUGCAAUUCAAAGAUUCUACACACUUUGGAGAAAUCGUUUUCAUGCUUGGUUGAAAAUGGAAGACGGUGCACAAACAUCAUUCAAAGUUCCACCACCUGGAAUCGAUUUCACACUACCUUCCCCAGCUAUCGGUCAAAGUCAACUUCCAGUCGUUGAUCCACCAUGGAUGCCUCAUCUCAAAACAAAAAUUGAGGAAUUAUCAUUGAAAGAAGAAGAACAAGCAACAUCUCAAACAAUUAUGACAAUGACAAGAACAAGAAGAAAACAAAAACAAGAAAUGGUGAAAAGAGCAGUUCGAGAAGCUGAAGAACGACAAUGUGAACAGAGACAGCUAUUCAGGCUUCGAAGUUCUGCUAUUGUUUCAUUAGCUGCUUAUGAACCGGCUCUUUUCCAUCAUCAACAAGAGAACAGCGAAGGUAAUUUUUUUUAAAUUCUCACAAUCAGGCAGAAAAAAAUUAAUCUUGAUUAUUUGCAGAAUCUGAAACAAGUCAUCAACAUACUCGUCAUAUGAUGCCAGUUGCUCAACCAUUAUUCCCAUCUUCACUACUUUCUGUAGUUCCAAUGAUAAUUGAAAUGCUCGAUGAUCCACAAGUUGAUAAAAAUGGUGUAUCAGUUGGUGACACUGCUAAGAAAGUUAUCUGGACAUGUAUUGUUGAAGAUCCAUCUUUAUUUCUUCGCCACUUUUUAGAAAAACUGACAAAUCGAGAUAGACAAGUUUUGAUAAAUGAGUUUUCGCCAACUCCAGCUUAUGUGAGUUUGAAAACAAAACUAUACCGAAAAAUCGAAAAAUUAUUUGCAGGAACAACUGAUGUCUCAACUUCGUAAAUUAGUUCUGCGAUUCCAUCCUCUUCCGAGUCAAGCAGCACAUUCUCUAUUAAACUAUUUAUUUGGAUUCGUAAUGCAUUAUGUUCGAGCACAAUGUGAAGGAUCAGAAAAAGCAAUUGGUAUGGCUUUAUCAAUCUGCUGGUUGCUUUCUCCAAAUAUUCAUGGGCUUUAUUUCAAAGACCUCAAACAGACCUUGAAAAAAGAACAAUGUGAUCAAGCUUUAAUGAUAACAGCAAAUGUUCCAUCGGCUAAGAAAAUCAUUGUUCAUGGUCUUGAUAGCAGUGCUGGUGGAAUUCCAAGUCAAUUUCCAGUUCAUGAAGAUACACAAUUCCAACAAAUUCUCAGUGAUUCUCUUGAAUUUUUCAACAUCGAAGAAGACGAAGUCAACAACUAUUUUCUUACUGAUACAAAAACCGGCGUGAUUCAUUUGCCUUCAGCUUUUGUUCGAGAUUUCUACUUUUUCCAUCGAUCAUUUUAUCCACAAUUAACUUUGGUCAAAAUUCCUGCCGAGCAAGCAUAUAAAAAGAUGCGCGAGACAACUUUCAAUCAGCGUUUCAUCGAAGUAGGAAAAGUUCUGCUGACUCACAACAUUCUCAAAUACAGUCCUCAACAUGUGGUGAGAACAAUUUCACUAAAUUCUUUUUAAAAAUUAUUUCCUAGUAUUUUUAGAUUGCCCAACGUGUAUUUUUCUUACAUGACGAGUUCACACAUCUUCCAUCAUUUCCAAGAAAAAGUUUGGAAACGUGUUUUGGAAUGUAUUAUGGACCACUUGGUGAUCAACUCAAAGCAAUGGAAUCAAUGCAUAAAUUCGUUUGGGCCAAAUUAAUGUCAGAUAUGUUUGAGAAAAUGGAAAAUGCGUUUAUGUUUGCGGAUUUGCAUCUUUUCAUAAAUGUUAUCAAUGGAAUUAUGAUAAUGCAUUGUGAAGAUGUUUUAAUUCUUCGAAGAUGUGCAGCUACUUACAUCUCAAUUUCGAUUCAUUUCAACACAUUAUUUGCAAGUCAAGGCUUUUUUCUAAUAAUGCCUACAUUGCUUCGAUGUUAUAGUCAACGACAAACAAAUCGAAUUUUCUGUCAAGUCAUCGAAUUUAUUUGUCGUCAAUUUUAUACUUUACAUCGAAAACCAUUUUUAUUACAAAUGUGUGGAGCAAUUGCAAAUAUAAUUGAUAACAACAGUAAUGAUUUCGAGAUUAAUCCAAUGAGAGUAAAAGCAAAAUAUUGGUUCAAUCUUAUAAAGAAAAUGGAAGAUAUGACUGAUGAAGAUCCAUUAGAUAUUCUUGGUUUGGUGCCAUACGAUAAACCACUAAAAGCACUUGAUCUUUGUUAUCGAGAUGAUCCAAACACUUUUUGUGUUUUGACAGAUGCAAUGGCAAGUUGCAUUUGUGUUUGUGCAUUUGCUCCAGAAAGUAAACGAAGUCAUCAUAUGCUGGUUAGUUCACUAAAAACGGAUAAGAAUACCCAUGUUCAUUUUUUCAGCUUAUUAUGCACGCAAUGUUACCUCAUAUGAUGCGCCGACUUGAAGAAGACACCCAUGUCGCUGGAAAUUCCCCAGCCUCUGUGAAACACGAGAUUUCACAAUGGAUAACAAUGGCAGUUGAAAUGAAAGCUUUGAUCAACAGUUGUGAAAGUUUGGCGCGUGGUCCACAAAGAGCUUUCGAUUUGGUGAAUACGGUAGCCGAAAGAGGGAAAAGUUUUGUUGCGGAUUCACCACAAUUUUUCGAUCCACCAACUACUAAUGAUGAUGAGAAUACAAGACCGUAUCAUGUGUAAGUUUUUUUUUCAAAUAGAAUUUGGUAUCUCAAUAACUGUUUGCUUUCAGAAAAGAAAAGAGAAGUGUAGCUGUUGGUUGGGAAGCUGCUGAAGUAGAAGAACAACAAAAAGAAGCCUACAGAAGACCAAGAGAUAUUCUCUUACAAUUAGCUGCUGUAUACAUCGAAACAUCAUCAGUUCGUUUAAAAGAACUAACAAAACUUGGAGCAAAUUUGGAACAUGCAAAAAUACCAGAUGUUCUUGAUCAUAAAUGUUAUGUCAAACUGGGCGAAGUGGCACUUGCAUUACUCAAAAUUGCACCAUAUGAUUUAACAACAAUGACAUGUGUUGGACUACAAAAAUAUUUCCAAGCAAUUCUUCCUGUCACAGAUUGGUCAAUCGAAUCAAAUCGAAGUGCUCUAAAUAUAAUUUUGCGAAGACUUGACAAAACUCUUGCAAAAAUCGCGAAACGUCAAAGUUUCCGGCGAAGAGUGAAUUGGACUGCACUAUCAUCUUGGAUAAGUGGUAUUUGUGAUACUUUGAAUGCUUUUCCAUAUAUUGCUCAUCUUCAUCCAUUGAAAACAAUCACUCAACUUUGUCUUCGUAUAAUGGUUGGAGAUCCAUGUUUAGAUGAUGGUGCUUCAUCAACAGCACUUCAUCCAUCAACAGUUCUUCAUCCAACAACUCCACCGCAAGUUUUCGCAAACUGCGUUUUGCGACUAACGACAAUUUUGAUGCAAGCUUUAGGACAGGUUAGUGAGAAUAUCAGAACAAAUAAUAAUUUCAACAAUUUCAGUUUGCAUUUUCCUUGGACUUUGUUACAUCAACCGAAGGAAUGGGAGUAUCAUCUGAACGUCUUGAAGCAGUUCUAUGUCAUGUUCUUAUCCCAUUGUUUUUACGAGUUCACAAUCAUCCAAAAGAACAAUCAAUUUUCCAAGCAAAAGAUCUUGCACAAUGUCUUUCAAUUAUGCAAAAUGCAAUAUCUCCGCCAUUGGUAAAACAAAGUGCUCCACCAUUAAUUAGUACAUCAACAUUGACAACAAGUUUUAUUCGUGGUGCACAAGAUGUAACCGGAAGACAAGGAAGUGUAUCAGUAACUGAUCGAGGACAUUCAGCAACUGUUUCAACACAUCGGAUUGUUCGAGAAAGUGUUUGUCAAUCAAUUUAUUUAGCACUCAAAGUUUUGAUGUUAACCUUUGGAAAAUUGUUGACAACAAUGUGGCCAAGGGUAUCGAGAAUAGUCAAAGAUUUACUUGCAAAGAAACCAGGAGCAGCAAGUGCAGUUGCAUUUGUCGAUUUCUUACUCAAUUCAAAUCUACCAAUUGCUCUUUUUAUUCUUCCACAAAUUCAAAACAAGAUGAAACAAAAACCAGGAAAUGAACAAGAAGCUGCAUGGCAAGCUGAAAUACUUGAAAAAAUGGAGGCAAACUCACAUAUUAUUGUGCCAAUUCCAGUUUUAAUUAUGAAAACACAUCAAGAAUUACAACAACUAAAAGAGGAAUUAUCAACAAAGGCAAUGGAAAUGACAAGAAGUUAUACACCAACAAUGGCAGAUCCACAUUCAGAUUCUUCUGCUGCUUCAACUGCUCCACGUGGUGCAGCUUCUCGUCAAUCAAUUGAUCGUCGUGCAAGUAUUCAUACAAAGAAACAUUUACCAACAAUGAAAGAGGACAAUGUUAUUCCAGAAGAUGUUGAAGAUGAAACAGUAACCGCUGAAUCACCAAUAAACAGUCGAGUUAUCAAAAGUCCAAGUGUUCCAUUCAAUAAAUUGCCACAUUCCUCUUCUCGAACUCGUUCGGUUAGCGGUUUUGGAAUGUGGCGAAGUGUUCGACGAAAAUCGAAACAUCAAAAUUCACAAGAUGAAUCAUCUGAUGAAAGAGGAUCAAUGGAACUACACGAUUUAUCAUCAUCUAGAAUAACAGAGAUUCAGAAAACUCCAAAUCGAAGAUCGACAGAAGCAUUGGUUUUACCUCUUCAUGAGAGUAUUGAUACAAAUCGUCAUAGAUGUGAGUUACUUUUUGAAAAUUUAGAUAAUUGAAAAAUCAAACUCUCGUUAAUUACAACUAGUUAACUUUUGUUUUUUUUUUUGAAACUUUAGUUCCUCUUUUAAAACAAGCUAAUCAGUAAGAACGAGUUUCCCAAAAAUGGCUUCUUCAGACUAGUUUAGUUUCUAUCCAAAGUUCCCUUCAAAUAAUAUAUGUAUGUCUUGGCAUGUUUUUAUAAUUUCCCAAAGAAUCCCUUCAUUCCCCUCCCCCCAGACUUCAACCCCAACCCAAAAACCUGACCUGAUCCAAAUCCAACUCCAAUCAUUUUCCAGUUGUUUCAUUCUCCACACCAAAAAAAUCCAUCAACGGCGACAACAACAGCGACGACGUUUUUCAAAUAACCGAACAGCAUCAAUUAGUAUAA
Caenorhabditis angaria is the source of this 13012-nucleotide messenger RNA. Lineage: Eukaryota; Metazoa; Nematoda; Chromadorea; Rhabditida; Rhabditidae. The record is from the annotation of a GenBank genome assembly.